AUGAUGUUCGCCGCUAUUGCUACUACUGUCCUGUGCUCGUUACCGUCAUCAUUGUCGAACUCGAUCAUUACUCAAACUAGCUCAAUAAUAACGACAAAUACGGUCGAGCAAGAACAGUUUGCCUAUGAAAUUGUCAUUCCCCGAUCAUUACGAUCAUCAAAAUCAUUCUCAUUCGUACCUGAUUGGAAAGCUCGAUUAAGAGAUAACGAUGGAACAUAUUCUACCUCAACUAUUCGUCAUAAACGUUCAAUAAAAACAUUUAUUGAUAAUAUUAAUAAGACAUUAUAUUAUCGUAUAUAUGUCUUUAAUCGAACAUUUGAUUUAACAUUAAUCGAAGAUGAAACAUUUCUAGCACCAUCAUUUAUUACACAACAUUUCGAUCAUAAUCGCACAUGGAUAACUAAAGAUAUUGAACAUUGUUUUUAUAAGGGUUAUGUUAAUCAAAAUCCUUUUUCUACUAUAUCAAUUAGUUUAUGUCAUGGUUUGCUGGGUACCUUUAUGUAUAAUGGCACAGAUUAUUUUAUUGAACCUAAAUAUCAUGAGAAUGAUACUUCAUGGAAUUUUGAACAUUUAUUUUACACACAUAAAGAUUCAAUAUCGUCAAUUGCAGAUAAUGAUCCAACAGUACGAUGUCCCGUAACUGGUGAACCUUAUUUUGAAAAACAUAAAUCCUAUCUUCAUUAUCAUCGAUCCCCAACACGACGAUUGCGGCGAUAUAGAAAUAAACAAUUUUCCAAAGACUUUUCUUCCAAAUAUUCCUAUUCAAAUUUCUCGACUAAUAUAUUAUUAAAUAAUGUCGAAAAUGAUCUUGCACAUAAAUCUAAUAAUAUUCAUUUAAAACGUCGAGCUAAACGUCAAUUUGAUUUUGAUCAUAUGGCUAAACAUGUUGAAGUACUUGUUGCUUACGAUCAAUCAAUAAAAGAAUUCCAUUCAGAUGCUGAUAUUCAAUCAUACAUUCUCACACUUUUCAGCUAUGUAUCACAUCUAUAUUCUGAUGCAAGUAUUGGUAAUAAUAUUAAAAUAUGGCUUGUUAAAUUAGUCGAUUUAGGCCAAGAUAUUACUGAAUAUAUAAAAUAUAGUGAUGAUGCAGCUGAUAUAUUAGGUAGAUUUUGUAAAUGGCAAAAAGAUUAUAAUACACCAGGUACAUAUGAUGCAGCUGUUCUUCUUACAAGAACACCUUUAUGUAAUAAACGAGCUAAAAAUGUAACAGAUAGCAAAUGUGACACAUUAGGAUUAACUGAAUUAGGUACAAUGUGUAAUUUUACAUCAAAUUGUGCUGUCGUACGUGACAACGGAUUUGCAACUGCAUUUACAAUUGCUCAUGAAAUUGCUCAUUUAUUUGGUAUUCGACAUGAUAAUGACAAAGCAUGUUUAGAUCAUACAACAGAACAAAAUAUAAUGGCUACUUCAUUAACAUUUAAUCAUAAUCAUUAUAAAUGGUCGAAUUGUAGUCGACAUUAUUUUACUCAAUAUCUUGAGUCUGAUCGAUAUCGAUGUUUAAAUAAUAUACCUGAUUACAAAUCUGAAUCAUUUGAACGUUUGAAUAAUGAACAAACAGCACGUGAAUUACCCGGUCGUUUUAGUGAUCUUAAUGAUCAAUGUCGUCGAGCAUUCGGAGUUAAUUUCGAAUAUUGUCAAGUUCUAAUUCAUGGACCUAAAUGUAAUCGUUUAUAUUGUCGUGAAAUAUCGACUAAUUUAUCAUCAUGUAUAACUAAUCAUGCACAUUGGUCUGAUGGAACAUUAUGUUCUGAACCAAGGACAGAAACGAAACGUUGUUUUCGUGGUCAAUGCCGAAGUACACAAGAUCUUCAAGUUAUAAAUGGAAAUUGGGGAGAAUGGUCAUCAUGGUCACCAUGUACACGUACUUGUGGUAGUGCUGUACAAAAAUCACAACGUUAUUGUGAUAAUCCAAGACCAGAAAAUGGUGGUCAAUAUUGUUCAGGUCAAUCAACACGAAUACGAUCAUGUGAAAAUAAUCCACCUUGUAAAGAUCCUGUUGAUAUGUUUCGUCAACGUCAAUGUUCUGUCUUUAAUAAUCGUACUAUCGAUCCUUUGUUACCUGUUGGUGUACGAUUUGAACCAAAAUAUAAUGUUUUACCAAGUGAAAGAUGUAAAUUAAUUUGUAAAGUAUCUGAUGAUCGACUUGAACGAUCAUUUGUUCUUGGUGAUCGUGUUGAAGAUGGAACGCCAUGUGGACGCGAAGAUGAAACAAGAGAUAUUUGUAUUAGUGGUGUUUGUAUGCCUAUUGGUUGUGAUCAUAAAUAUGCAUCGAAUGCUACAGAAGAUGUUUGUGGUGUAUGUAAUGGUCAAAAUCGUACAUGUAAAUUAGUUAAUGGACAAAGAAUAGUUUCAGAUUUUGGAAUUACAAAUAUUGUUGAUAUUCCUAUUAAUACAACACGUAUAAGUGUUACACAAAUAUCAUUAGGCAAUGAUCGUUAUUAUUUAGCGGUCAAACAUAUCAAUGGAACAUAUGUUCUUAAUGGAAUGCAUAGUCUUCAAUUAUAUAAUGUUAAAAUACGUAUUGGUGGUGCGACACUUUUUUAUACUGGAUCAGAUUCUGGCAAUGAAACUGUUUUAAUUACAGGUCGUCUUAAGGUUCCAUUAGAAAUUCAAGUUAUAUCAAUAUACCAAGCUGGUGCACCAGCAACAUUAGUUAUUUGGGAGUAUUAUUCUCCACUUGAUGAUGAUGAUUUAGCACAACAAUAUGGUGAUGAAUCAUCAGAUUAUCAUUGUGAUCGACCUUGUCAAGGUUUUAAACAAGUACGAAAAUGUAUUAUACAUGGAAGAGAAUAUGAUUUAAUUUAUUGUUCAACUUAUAAAAUACCAUUUACAUAUGAAAAAGAACGUUGUAAUGAUGAUUGUGUAUUAAGUUGGACUACACGAUAUCAACAAGCAUGUUCAACACGUUGUGGUGAUGGUUAUAAACGUGUUAUAUAUGAGUGUACAAAAACAAGUUAUACAGAACGAACUAUGGAACCAACGGAUGAAGAUAUAUGUCGAAGAUAUGUUGGAGAAAAACCUAAAGAUGUUGUUUCAUGUGUUGGUGAUUGUACAGGUACUGGUUGGGUUUAUGGAAAUUGGGGUGAAUGUCAUUAUGAUGAUGGUUGUAUACGUAAACGUACAGUUGAAUGCCGAAAUGCAUCAAAUUUACCAACAUCAUCAUAUUAUUGUGUAUCAGAUUUUAUUUUUAAUACUGAACGAUGUGUUGAAUCAUCUUGUGAACAAUCACGAUGGAAUUUUACUUCAUGGUCUAAUUGUGAUUGUAAUUUAAAACAACGUCGACGAAAUGUAACAUGUAUACGUCUUGGUCAACAAGUUAAUGAUCGAGAUUGUUUACAUGAACCAAAACCAGAAGAAACAAUAUCAUGUUAUGAUGAAUGUCUUGUACCACAUUGGGAAACACAUUUAUGGGAACCAUGUACGGCAACAUGUUCAUUACAUAAAGGUAUUCGUCGUCGUCGUGUUGUUUGUUCUCAUCAUGGUUCAAUUGUACCCAAUGAUUAUUGUGAUCGACGAUUAAAACCAAUCGAACAAGAAUGGUGUACAACAAAUGUUAGUUGUACAACAUGGUCUAUUAAUGAAUGGUCAUCAUGUUCAGUUACAUGUGGAACAGGUAUUCAACGACGUAUAGUACGUUGUAAUCAAGAUGGUCGACCAAUGGAUAAAUCAAAGUGUUCACAACCAAUGCCAAUUGAACAACAAACAUGUACUUCAUUAAGUAGUACUCUUUGUUCAACAAUACGAUGGUCAACAGGACCAUGGUCUGAUUGUUCAGCAACAUGUGGUAUAGGUAUUCAACACCGUAGUGUUUAUUGUGAUGAUCCAUCACGUCCUUGGGUUCGUGUACUCGAUAGUGAAUGUUUAACAAUAUUAGGUGAUAAUGCAAAACCAAAUAAUCAACAAAAUUGCUCUAUUACGGAUUGUCCUCAAUGGCAAACGAGUCCAUGGAGUAAAUGUUCAGGAAAAUGUGGUUCAACUGAACGUCAUCGACGUAUAUGGUGUUCACAUAAUGGACGUGAACUUGAUGAUAAUUAUUGUUUACAAAUUGAAGAUGAAAAACCAUCAACAACUGAAAUAUGUACUGAAGAUAUUCAUUGUCCUGAUUGGGCUAUUGGAAUGUGGUCAGAAUGUUCGGGUCCAAUGUGUUCAUCCGGUAUGCAAUAUCGACAAGUUAUUUGUCGACAUGGACAUGAAACAUUAUCAAAUACAUAUUGUGAUGAAACAAGAAGACCAUUUGAGAUACAAGCAUGUCAUGUAUGGAAUAAUACAAUUUGUUCAAAUAUACGACCAUUAUCACCUAUAGAAAGUACAUCAUCAUUUAUAUGGGAUGUUAAACAAUUUGGAGAAUGUAGCGUAACAUGUGGUGUAGGUCGUCGUUUACGACAAGUUCAUUGUAUUAAUGCUUUAACAAAAAUGUCUUACGAUGAUCAAUAUUGUUCACAUUUACCAAGAAAACCAAUUGAAUAUGAAACGUGUAAUUUAGGUUCAUGUCCUAGAUGGGUUCCACAAUCAUGGUCAUCGUGUUCGGUAACAUGUGGUUCGGGUACUCAACAUCGUUUAGUUACGUGUAAAAAUCGAGAAGAAACGGUUUCACCAGAAAAAUGUAACGGUCUCAAUAGGCCAGCAAAAACUAUGCAAUGUCAUAUGAUACCUUGUUCAUUAAGUAUUAGUAAAAAUAAUGAUUUUUCACAAUCAUCAGCAGUAUGGAUAACAAGUGAAUGGACACAGUGUGAUCUUAAUACUUGUACACAAACACGAACUACUCGAUGUAUUGAUUCAAUGAAUGGUCAACUUUUAUCAAUGUGGGAAUGUAUACAAAAUCAACCUCAACCAUUAUUAAAUCGAAUAUGUCCAAUAUCAGCUUGUGUAGAAUGGCGUGUAGCUCAUUGGGAUGGCUGUUCGGUUAAAUGUGGUCGUGGUAUUGAACUUGGUUUUGGUCUUGAUUGCUAUACUCGUCAGAUGCCUAUACGUAAAUUAAACACAAGUGAAUGUGAAUUAGCUGAACCUCAUUUACCUAAACCUAUCGCAAGACGAGUAUGCCGUCGACGUUGUAUAGAAUGGCGAACAAGUAGCUGGUCGGAGUGCAACACCAAAUGUGGUGCAGGCAAAAGAACUCGACAAGUAACAUGUCAUCGAAAAUUAAAUGGAAAAAUAAUACCUAAUCGAUUUUGUAUGCAUAAACGACGAAAUUUACCAAGACCAAUAUCAGAAGAAAUGUGUACAAAUGGUCCUUGUUAUGAAUGGAUUCGAACAGAACAAUGGACUCAUUGUUCGGCUGUAUGUAAUGGUGGUUACGAAGAAAACAUUCCUCAAUGUGUUGCAAUUGUAAAUGGUACUCAACAAAUAGUUAAUGAUCAAUUGUGUAAUAAUGUCAUUCGACCACAAAUACAUCGUUCAUGUAAUACAGACCCUUGUUUAUCGAAACCAUAUAAUACAAAAAGACGCCGUGGUCGCGGUCAUGGUCGUCGAUGGGAUGUUGGUUCAUGGUCAUCGUGUGAUGUAUCAUGUGGUGUCGGUGAACAGUAUCGCAAAGUUCGAUGUGUACGUAAAACCAAUAAUCGAAUACUAAAUAAUCGUUUUUGUCGACAUAUGCCUGAACCUAAUCGUAUACAACAAUGUUUUCAAGUUGCAUGUCAACCUAUGUGGGCAACAAGUGCUUGGUCAUCGUGUUCAUCGAUUUGUGGUUUGGGUCUUGAAUAUCGAAGUACAUCAUGUCAUGAAGUAAAUAAUAAUGGAUAUUUGAUGAAAAAUAAAGAAUCAAAUAAAUGUGAUCCAUAUCGAGCACCAACUACUCGAAUAUCAUGUAAUAUGGGUGAUUGUGAAAGUCCAUAUUUAUGGCAUGUGGAACCAUGGUCAAAAUGUUCAUCGGAUUGUAAUCGAGGUGAACAAAAACGUCGUGUUUAUUGUAAAAAUAAACGAACAUCUGUACCGGUUAAUGAUCGUUUUUGUAUUCCACAUAAGCCCGUUACACGUAUUGAUUGUUAUGGAUUCUUAUUUGAAUAUAGUCAAAGCUUUGCUAAACAGUAUAUCAUCAAAAAAUUCUUGUCCAUUAUUAUUUUUGCUCACAAUCAUUCUUGUCCACAUUUUGUACAGAUUUUCGAUGAUUAUUUAAAACAAAAUAAAACAAAAAACAUUCUGGAUCAAUCGAUCUUUCUUUCAUCUUUGCUUAUUUUUGUUUUUAUUCGAAUUCGUAUCAAUUUUGUCUUUACUAAUUAUUCUCUCAGAUUUUGUUCUACAAUCAUAGGUGAUGAUGGUUAG
This is a messenger RNA of Rotaria sordida, 6258 nucleotides long. The record is from the annotation of a GenBank genome assembly. NCBI's taxonomy places the organism in Eukaryota, Metazoa, Rotifera, Eurotatoria, Philodinida, Philodinidae.